This is a messenger RNA of Toxotes jaculatrix (banded archerfish), 1206 nucleotides long. It is a transcript of the gene slc30a2, whose product is annotated as solute carrier family 30 member 2. The transcript is spliced from 8 exons. The coding region runs from base 1 to 1206 and encodes 401 amino acids. The record is from RefSeq and is a predicted model, not a curated record. Gene Ontology annotation, molecular function: zinc ion transmembrane transporter activity. Gene Ontology annotation, cellular component: plasma membrane. Gene Ontology annotation, biological process: response to zinc ion; zinc ion transmembrane transport. Lineage: Eukaryota; Metazoa; Chordata; Actinopteri; Toxotidae.
AUGGAUAACAACGCUGCAAAUUCGGAGAAAUCUCACCUGAUACACGAGAAGAAUGCCAAAAUGUAUUCCUUAAAACUACAAAGCUCCUUUCCAGACUCCAAAGAGCAGUAUCCCGACUUUCCUUUUAAGAAUGGAGGGAUGGCCGGCGCCAUCGAGCUGAAGCGACCCGUCGGCGCCCACUGCCACGGUACUGCCAAAGCCUUGGUGUGCGAGGACAGUGGGGACAAGCUGCUGGCCAAGAAGAAACUCUACAUCGCCUCGGCCGUCUGCCUCGUCUUCAUGAUUGGCGAGGUUAUAGGAGGCUACCUGGCUCACAGCCUGGCCAUCAUGACUGAUGCCGCCCACCUCCUGACAGACUUUGGCAGUAUGAUGGUGAGCCUGUUCUCCCUGUGGAUCUCCUCCAGACCGCCCACCAAAACCAUGAACUUUGGCUGGCACAGAUCAGAGAUCCUCGGGGCAUUCAUCUCGGUCAUGUCCAUCUGGAUCGUUACGGGGGCUCUGGUCUAUUUAGCCAUCGAAAGGAUCGUACGCAACGACUAUGAGAUUGAUGGCCAUGUAAUGUUAGUCACCUCCGGCUGUGCCGUCAUCGUCAAUAUUAUCAUGGCCUACAUCCUCCAUCACUCCACCACCUUCCACGCUCACGGCAGCGGUUACCACCACAUUGACGAGGACGGUCAGAGUCCCGUCGCUCACGGCCACGCCCACACGCUCCUCAGCGGCCACGGCAACACGAGCGUCCGCGCCGCCUUCAUCCACGUGGUCGGAGACCUGCUGCAGAGUGUCGGCGUCAUGGUGGCAGCGACCAUCAUCUACUUUCGGCCUGAGUACAAAGUUGCAGAUCCCAUCUGUACGUUCCUGUUUUCUGUCUUCGUCCUCUGCACCACCAUCACCAUCCUCAGAGAUGUCUUCAGGAUACUCAUGGAAGGGUCUCCUAAAGGAAUAGAGUUUAACUCGGUGAAGGAGGUGCUGCUGUCUGUGAAAGCCGUGAAGUCCAUGCACUGUCUGCACCUCUGGGCUCUGACGCUGGGCCAGGCGCUGGUCUCUGUUCACCUGGCCAUAGAGGAGGGUGCUGACCCCCAGUCUGUGCUGCACGAGGCCACCGAUCUGCUCCACACCAAGUUUGGUUUCUACAGCGUCACCAUCCAGGUAGAGCUCUACUCCGAAGACAUGAGCCACUGCUCCCACUGCCAGGACCCCAGUGAGUGA